AUAAAAUGUAGUCUAUAUACAAAAGUUAAAAAAAAAAAGGUAAAAACAAGUCAAUCAAUUCGUGUGUUCCUCCUUGUACCAACUCCCUCCCAAUCACUAUCAUUUCUGACUCGAGGAAAACAUUCUCCAAACUGAUGGCCUCUCAAAGAUUACCCUAUCAGGUGCAAACCGCUGACACGUUUCCACCCACCACCAACAGAAAAACCUCACUGUGCCCAAAUCCUUAGCCGCAGAUACUCCACUGACAGGCAUUACACCAUCGCCCCUGCUACGAAGAUCUGCCGCUGCGUUAGAUUCAGGUUUCAUAUUUAUAGCUACCCUCUGGAUCACACCAACGUUUUAUCAGAACGCGAGGUAUUCCACGUAAAAAAAAAUAUAUAUAUAUUUUCAUAUUCGAUUUUACGCACUUGUCCCCUUUUGCCAUUUUCCCACUGUGGAGUCGGAAGAUUUAAAAUGAUCCUUGCAAUGUGUAGAUAUCCCCCGCAGGUACGGACGGAACUGAAGUACCUCUGAUCUUUGGAGGAGCACCUUUGGGAGGAAAGAGGGUGCGCGCAAUGGAUUUUUAAACAAGGGGAAAUCUACUAAGCAAUGGUUGCAAGUUGAAUAUUUCCGCGCCUGGCAAGACACCGCUGUCUAAACGGACCGUGAGAGCGGAGCUAGGAGAUUUGGAGGCGGACAAGAAACAAUACGUUACCUUUUCCCUCUGGAUCAUUUUCUUACAACAAGGAAGCACCUAAUGUUGCAUGCAGUGACAUUUUUGCACUCCAGUUAUUUAUCAUUACACUGGGAUUCAAAGGCACCUCCGGGAUUGUGUGCGUAAGGACGCUGGCGGGUCUAUCCUCAACUUCUCUCGGGGCUUUAAAACUGUGGAAACAGGUGUAUUUCAGCAAGUCAAGAUGUCUGUUGUGCCUUCGAGGUUCAUAUACCUGUGUUUACAUUUUCUGGUCCUCUAUUUCCAGCUCCAGGAAUCUCAACAGAGCUCAGCCGAUUUCAGGAUCUAUAUUGAGAACCACACGCGGAACCCAGACGACCUGAGCCGGAAGCAGAUCCGUAUCUACCAGCUGUACAGCCACACCACGGGCAAGCACGUCCAGAUCCUGGGCAAGAAGGUCAACGCCAACGGAGACGAUGGGGGCAAGUACGCUCUUCUUGUUGUCGAGACGGAAACCUUUGGGAGCCAUAUUCGAAUAAAAGGGAAGGAGAGUGAGUAUUACAUCUGUAUGAACAAGAAUGGCAAAAUAGUUGGAAAGCUCAAUGGAAGGAAUCAGGAGUGCGUCUUCGUGGAAGAAUUCUUGGAGAACAAUUACACAGCUCUCGUGUCGGCCAAGUACAAAGGGUGGUACCUAGGCUUCAACAGGAAGGGGAGGCCCAAAAAAGGAUCGCGGACCACACAAACACAACAGGAAGUGCAUUUCAUGAAACGCCACCCGAAGGGCAAGGUGGACCCACUGGAAGAGUUCCGUUUCACGACAGUAACUAAGCGGACACGAAGGGCGCGUCGCUUAAAACAGAACCCCGAAACGAACUGAUGGUCCGAUGGGACAGCAGACACACUGUUUUCCCAAGGAAAUCACGAGAUUCUUGCCUUAAAACACCUUGAAGACUUUUGUAAAAAAAAAAGAAAAAAGAACGACGACAAAAAAAGAACAAACAUUUCAAAGAUGUUUUAUUUUUAUAUUUCAGGAACAUUGAACAUCUCCCAAAUGUUGGGUGUUUCUGGGUUGUUAUAAUUAUUAUAAUGUGUCUUAUUUUAUUUAUAUCGGAUAACUAAGGAUGACAAAGGGCCCUUAUUGCUUAUCUUCAGCUCCUUUGAAUUGCAAACUGAAGGCAUAUUUCUGACAAUGAGGGUGGGAAGCAUGAGUUUAUAAAUGUUAUAAAAAGAAAGUGCUAGAUUUGAUUGGAAUACCUGUCAGUUUUGUUUGUGUCAUCCCCCCCGACAACACGGAUCCCGUAUUUCUACUGGAAUCAGAUGCCAGGGAGACGAGACGGAAAGAGGUGACAGUGGCAGGUGACACAGUCUACCUAGAUAACUGUGCAGCUUUGAGUGCAAUAUUUGACAGUGCCCACUCUCCCUCCCCCAACUCUCCCUCCGUGUUGAUACCUUCUGCCUGAAUCGUUGCCUACUCUGGAUGGAAUGCGCUGAACACGUUGUGUACAGUGUGAUUUCCUUGACAUUUUUUUUGUACAACUGAUGAUUCAACAUGCUUUGACUAGCCAGGCAUCAGACAGACGGGGUUGUAGUUUUGUUUAACCUGAGUUGAUGUGGCUCAGAAGUUAACUGGCUAUUACGAUGGGAAACGUAAUAUCACACCUUUAGCCUUACGCGUCUUACUGUGGUAGAAAGUUGGAGAAAAAAAGCCUAAUGAAUACUGGACAGCUUUUGAAACAUUGCCUUAUAUGAUGUUAUCUGAUAUACUUCAGAAUCUUUUUUUUUUUGACACAGAGCAAGCUUUCUGUUAUUAUUAACAUCUGCAUACACCAAUUUUGCCCUGCUUUUCAUAGGCCUACAACCAAAAGGUGGAUUGUAUUUCUGGUUGUUCAUGGUGCACCCCAAGCACCCAUGUUCAAAGAGACAUCCCAAAAACGGUUAAUCUUUAACAAUGUGUUCAACCAAGCCAGUUAUAAUGUCGAGAGCACUGAAUUGUUCAAAUGUGUACUUAGACAGGUAUAGAGUCAUCCUAUCCACCCACUAUCUCUGUAUUGUAAGACCUAACUCUCAAACCCUGAAAACCGUACAACCAGAAAUAUGCUUAUUUUGGAUUCAGGAAACAGACUGCAGCCAUUACUAGACCUGACAACCAGGGGAGUUGUGAUCCCUACAGAACAUUGUAGAUCAUUACCAUAGAUGACAAAGUUCAGCCUCUAUGCCUGGGUAGAGCCGUAGUAGCCUAUAUAUUUGUCUACCAUCUGACAGGUUUUGUAUGAGAUGCUACUAACAACAUGACACAUUUAUGUUUUUUUUUUAAUGUUUUUAAAUGUAUGCAAAACAAUUUUAAGACUAUUAUAAGAUAUUUAUUGCCUUUGUAAAUACAAUGUGAUGAAUUUAUUUGGCCUCUGUUAAUAAAAUGAGGACUAUAUUUAAAACCA
This is a messenger RNA of Oncorhynchus kisutch (coho salmon), 3087 nucleotides long. Its product is annotated as fibroblast growth factor 18. NCBI's taxonomy places the organism in Eukaryota, Metazoa, Chordata, Actinopteri, Salmoniformes, Salmonidae. The record is from RefSeq and is a predicted model, not a curated record. Gene Ontology annotation, molecular function: growth factor activity. The transcript is spliced from 5 exons. Bases 897 to 1529 code for a protein of 210 amino acids.